AUUCCACGCUUUCCUUGGUUUCCGGGUCCGUGGGUCGGGUCGUGCUCGUGUGAUCGGCGCUGGUCAGAGCCAUGUCUCAGCAUGUGCCCGCCGUGAACAGAAAGAACCUGCACAAACUGGCAGAGGCCAUGUGCCGAUCUGUCAAACACUUCAAUAAGAAUGAAAUGGAAAACCUUAUACGCCUAUAUUAUAGUAUAGUUGGGCGUCCAGUGGACGCAAAUGCAAGGGGAGGCGUGGAUCGCAAUACUUUCCGAAACAUUCUGCACAACACAUUUGGAAUGACAGAUGACAUGAUCAUGGACCGAGUUUUCCGUGGGUUUGACAAAGACAAUGACAGUUAUAUUAACGUCACCGAAUGGAUUGAGGGUUUGGCUGUCUUUCUUCGUGGGACAUUAGAUGAAAAAAUAAAAUACUGUUUUGGAGUCUAUGACCUGAAUGGUGAUGGAUAUAUUUCCAGAGAAGAGAUGUUUCACAUGCUAAAGAACAGCCUUCUAAAACAACCAACUGAAGAGGACCCUGAUGAAGGAAUAAAAGAUUUGGUAGAGAUAACGCUGAAAAAGAUGGAUUAUGACCAUGACAGCAAACUGUCCUAUACUGAUUUUGAAAAAGCUGUAAGAGAUGAAAACCUUCUUCUAGAAGCGUUUGGUCCGUGCCUACCAGAUAGUAAGAGCAUAAUGGCCUUUGAACGACAAGCAUUUACAGAGCCAAAUGACCAAUAGAAAUGGAUCUACAUAUCCUUGAAUGAGAAUGAGCAGCU
Messenger RNA from Pelobates fuscus (common spadefoot toad), 757 nucleotides. It is a transcript of the gene CLXN, whose product is annotated as calaxin. Gene Ontology annotation, molecular function: calcium ion binding. Lineage: Eukaryota; Metazoa; Chordata; Amphibia; Anura; Pelobatidae. Bases 72 to 719 code for a protein of 215 amino acids. The record is from RefSeq and is a predicted model, not a curated record. The transcript is spliced from 6 exons.